Messenger RNA from Polypterus senegalus (gray bichir), 3236 nucleotides. Its product is annotated as pre-mRNA-processing factor 40 homolog B-like. Gene Ontology annotation, biological process: mRNA cis splicing, via spliceosome. Gene Ontology annotation, molecular function: protein binding; RNA binding. The record is from RefSeq and is a predicted model, not a curated record. The coding region runs from base 83 to 2770 and encodes 895 amino acids. The transcript has 27 exons. Gene Ontology annotation, cellular component: U2-type prespliceosome; U1 snRNP. NCBI's taxonomy places the organism in Eukaryota, Metazoa, Chordata, Cladistia, Polypteriformes, Polypteridae.
GUAGGCGCGUGCCGGGUCAGCCAAUGGAGUGAGUCGUUACUGCCAGCGGGGCGGGACUGGGAGCCGCUGCAGACGACGCAAGAUGUCAGAGUCUGGAAGUGGACCACCUGGUCAGCCCUCACCUUUCCCCGGCGCUCCUCCACUGAUGCCACCUCCAUUUAUGCCCCCUCCUGGUAUACCCCCACCCUUCCCACCAAUGGCUAUGCCCCCAUUGGGUCAGCGAUCUCCUGCGCUUCCACCAGUUCCCCCUGGAAUAAUGCCUCCUGGAAUGAUACCCCCAAUGAACAGCCCUCCACCAAUAGGACAGAUGCCAAGCAUGCUUCCCCCUAUGAUUCCUGGGAUGGUUGUGCCAGGUCUCCCACCUUCAACGCAGGGAUCGGCUUCUGGCAGUGACACUGUGACAUCACCUCCUGGCCAAGCUGCUCCAAUCUCCAGUCCGGCACUCAUAGUCCAGCAGACGGCAGCCGGUAGUGACCCUUCUGUCCUGGACACCCAAAGAAAGACAUGCCUGUGGACAGAGCACAAGGCGCCAGACGGCAGGACGUACUUCUACAACUCGGAGACAAAGCAGUCCACCUGGGAGAAGCCAGAUGAGCUGAAAUCCAAAGUGGAGCUCCUGCUGUCCCAGUGCCCCUGGAAGGAAUACAAGUCCGACACUGGCAAGCCCUACUACUACAACUCUCAGACGCGGGAGUCCCGCUGGACGCGGCCUAAGGAGCUGGAGGAGCUGGAAGAAUUAAUCAAGGAGGAGGAAACGGGAGGGAGAACAUCCCAGGAGUCGGACUCCACGGAUCCUAGCUGUCAAGUGGCGACCAACACCGAAUCGGAGAGCCACAUCUCACAGGACAAGGAGAACCCUCCUUCCCUCGCCCAACCCAUCUUGCCUGCUGGCCAGGGAGUGGACCACUCACAGGAUGAAGUGCCAGACAAGGAACCAGAGGAGAACGUGUUGCCGUUCAAUGAAAACGAAAGUGAGUCCAGGAAAGAAGAGGAGGAGGAAGAGCAUCAGGACAUCGAAAAGAAGAUCAUUACCUGGAGCACCAAGGAAGAGGCCAAACAGGCCUUCAAGGAUCUUCUGAAAGACAAGGGUGUUCCUGCCAAUGCUUCUUGGGAGCAGGCAAUGAAGAUGAUCAUAAAUGACCUGAGGUACAGCGCGCUGCCCAAACUGAGCGAGAAGAAGCAAACCUUCAACGCCUACAAAGCCCAACGGGACAAGGAAGAGAAGGAGGAGACCAGGCUGAAAGCGAAGGAGGCGAAAGAGAGGUUGCAGAGGUACCUGGAGCAGAACGAAAAAAUGACAUCUACCACCAGGUACAGAAAAGCUGAGCAUAUGUUUGGGGAUUUAGAAGUGUGGUCAGUAGUGCCAGAAAGGGACCGGAAGGAGAUCUACGAUGAUGUCCUCUUUUUCCUGGCCCGCAAAGAAAAGGAGGAGGCCAAGCAACUGAGAAAGAGGAACAUUCAGGAGCUGAAAGUCAUCCUGGACAACAUGACGAAUGUGACGUACCAGACGAGUUGGUCCGAGGCCCAGCAGUUCCUGAUGGACAAUCCCACUUUCUCCGAGGAUGAAGACUUGCAGAAUAUGGACAAGCAGGACGCCCUCGUCUGCUUUGAAGAGCACAUACGAGCCCUGGAAAAGGAGGAGGAGGAAGAGAAGGAGAAGUGUCGUCUGCGAGAGAAGCGCCAGCAGCGGAAGAACAGGGAGGCCUUUCAGGCUUUUUUGGAUGAGCUCCAUGAGACCGGCCAGCUGCAUUCCAUGUCCACCUGGAUGGAGCUGUACCCAUCUGUGAGCAUUGACAUCCGCUUCUCCAACAUGUUGGGUCAGCCAGGUUCCACUCCACUGGACUUGUUCAAGUUUUACGUUGAAGAUCUGAAAGCCCGCUUCCACGAUGAGAAGAAGAUCAUCAAAGACAUCUUGAGGGACCGUAACUUUGGAGUGGAAAUCAAGACAACCUUUGAGGACUUUGCCCACAUCAUUAGCUUUGACAAGCGGGCAGCCACCUUGGACGCGGGAAACAUCAAGCUGACCUUUAACAGUCUGCUUGAGAAGGCUGAGGCCAGAGAGAAGGAGAGGGAGAAGGAGGAGUCCCGCAAGCUGCGCAGGAAGGAGGCCGCCUUCAAGAGCAUGCUGAAGCAGGCAACACCGCCCCUUGAGCCGAGUUCUGUCUGGGAGGAGGUACGGGAGCGGUUCCUGUGCGAUGGCGCCUUUGAGCAGAUCACACUGGAGUCGGAAAGAAUUCGGCUCUUUAAAGAAUUCAUCCAGGUGCUGGAGAAUGAGUGCCAGCAUUACCACUCCAAGAGCAAGAAGCACUCCAAGAAAACCAAGAAGCACCACCGCAAGAAGUCUCACUCCCACUCGGACUCUGAAUCGGAGGAAGAGGAGCAUCGCCAUCGCUCCCAGAAAAGGAAGAAGCGCAGUCUCUCUGAGUCGGCAUCGGACAGAUCCUCUUCGCCCGAGUCAGAUCGCAGCUCCAGAAAGUCCAGGAAGCAGAAAAAGAGCAAGAAAAGGCAUCGGAAAUCAGGCUCUCCAGACAGCGAAAGAGAGGCAAACAAGGAGAAGGGCAAAAAGGAGAAGGAGUGGGCUGAGGGCCAUGGCCGGUCCCCCAAAAAUCCUUCAAGGAAGGAGAAGACAGGAUGGGACACCUCCGAGAGCGAGCUGAGCGAGGCCGAGCUGGAGAAGAGAAGACGACUGCUGAUGGAGAACGAGUUGAGCGAGGCUGAGCUGGAGAAGAAGAGACGGAACCUCCUGCAGCAGCUCGAUGACAACCAUUAGGCUGCCCGCCUGUCGUUGAGUCACUCACCUUUUUAUUUAAUUAUUUAUUUAUUUUGAUUUGUCAGUAAAAUAUUGAGGACACCAGAAAUGGAAAGCACUCUGCAGACAGAACAGGAGCAUAGGUGCAUUAUUUUUUUUUUAAUAUCCUGAAGUCUGGUGGCACCAUUUUGCCAGUUCACCCUGGCAUCUUCAUAGAGGGCAGCACAACACUGGCAUGUGGAUGCAUGCUGCCCACCUGGCACAACACUGCUUUGGUGCCAAGCAGAUGUGGGAUGCAGGCACCCCGGCUUCCUGCUUUCACCCCUCUUCCCUUCUGACUGUUACUAAUAGGAGUAUCCCAGUGUGCCAGGCUGUGGGCACUGCAAUGGACAGCACCAGCUGAUGAAUACCACUCUCAGUCCUUGGAUACGGGCUUUUUGGCAGUUGUUUAUUAAUAAUAAUAAUUAUAAUAAUAUUAUGUACAGGA